Aspergillus welwitschiae is the source of this 549-nucleotide messenger RNA. RefSeq lists its product as uncharacterized. The transcript has a single exon. The record is from RefSeq and is a predicted model, not a curated record. Bases 100 to 291 code for a protein of 63 amino acids. Lineage: Eukaryota; Fungi; Ascomycota; Eurotiomycetes; Eurotiales; Aspergillaceae.
CGCAGAAAGCUACCCGGAUUUCCGACUUGCCUGGGCACGCCUCCCUCGUCUUACUUUCCUUUUCUGAACGGUCAGGUAGGUCGUUUCGGCCGCAUUUGGAUGGGAGCUUCUUCAACCCAACUGUGUCCUUUCAAACUACCCUUGCUGGCGGGGCCCCACUCCCUGCCUAAUUUUAUUUUUCGCCUGUAUGCAGUCUUUGCUGCUUACAGUGCUUGGUACUACUGUAGAUACUAUUUAGUAAGUAAUGUAGUAAAUGCUCGGAUUGGGUUUGGUGUAGGCGCUAUCACAUGACCUCAAUUGCUACUUUUUUUAUAUAUAAAUCUCCGGGGGGGAUUUGGCCAGACCUUCAUUGAACUGGCACUCAAUCCUUCAUCAUGCUGUAGGGUGGAUUUAUCGGUCCUGGCAAUUGUGCUAAUCAUUGAAGUGAGACUGCUUUUGCCAAUAUAACUACUAUUACUCCUUUGAUAGCUCAUGGACCUCAAUUCACAUUACUAAAUGCGGAGUACUAUUAUCCCUAUUGACUUAGGAAUGGUAGAUGAAAAAAAAAAA